This is a messenger RNA of Scomber japonicus (chub mackerel), 2331 nucleotides long. RefSeq names its product chondroadherin-like b (gene chadlb). Gene Ontology annotation, cellular component: extracellular matrix. Gene Ontology annotation, molecular function: protein binding. The transcript has 10 exons. Lineage: Eukaryota; Metazoa; Chordata; Actinopteri; Scombriformes; Scombridae. Bases 1 to 2331 code for a protein of 776 amino acids. The record is from RefSeq and is a predicted model, not a curated record.
AUGUACUACCAGCUCUGUCCGGACACCCUGUGGGUCCGGCUGCUCAGCCUGCUGCUCCUCUGCAUCCCGGCAGCACACACAGCAAAAUGUCCACAGCAGUGCGUCUGUGACCAGAUCCAGCUCACCGUGACCUGCGUCAACAGGAACUUGACCCAAGUCCCUCCUACAGUGGACGAGAUCACGGUGAAAUUGGAUCUUCGAGGAAACGACAUCCAGGAACUUCCCACCGGGGCUUUCAAGCACACUCCCUACCUGACUCACCUGUCUAUGCAGCGCUGCAACAUCCGCAGGGUGAAAGAGGGGGCUUUCCGCGGUCUCGGCCGUCUGGUCUUCCUUAACCUGGCCAACAACAAUAUUGAGAUUCUCUACCAGGAGUCCUUUGACGGUCUGUCCUCGCUGAAGCAGCUCAUGAUCGACCGUAACCGCGUGGAAGAGAUCCAGCCUGGAGCUUUCUCUCAGCUCGGCUUCCUCAACCUGCUCUCCCUUACACACAACCAGCUGGUCUACAUCCCCAACAUGGCCUUCCAGGGCUUGCAGAACAUCAAGUGGCUUCGUCUCAGCCACAACUCUCUAAACUAUCUGGACAUUGAGGCCUUCGCUGGUCUGUUCACGCUCACUCGUAUAAGCCUGGACCACAACGAGUUGCAGUUUUUCCCCACUGAGACCAUGACCAGACUGCCAGAGGUGACCCGUCUGGAUCUGAGCUACAACCCCAUGACUUACCUAGGGGAGGAGGCAGUGAUCAUGUCCAAGCUGACCCACCUCUUCCUGGAUCACAUGUCCCUGCAGGACUUGUCCAACACAGCUGUAUCAAAGUCUCCCAGCCUCACACACCUGGACAUCAGCCACAACCAGCUGCGUGUCAUCCAACCCUUCUCUGAAGGCACCCCCAAGUUGGCACGUCUAAACCUGGGAGGGAACCCCAUCUACUGCAACUGCUACCUGCGUCCUCUCAGGGAGUGGUCGAUCCGUAGCAAGGUGAAGCUGAUCGGUACGUGUGGAGGCCCGGCUCAUCUCUCUGGAGAGAACCUAGACGCUGUCUACCCCCAAGAGCUGCGAUGUCAGAGCCAGGAGGCCAUGCUGAAGGCAGAGUUCGAGGAGGCAACCAGGAUCACACCACCACCCACCGAAGAGCCUGCGAACAAGGUCAAGUGUCCUGCUAACUGUGCCUGCGAGGGGGAGACACACCAUUCCUCGUGUGAGAACCGUGGUCACACCAAGGUACCUCGUGGUUUCUCUCCCAACACACGACUCCUAGACCUGCGUGGCAACAACUUCCACUACAUCCCUAGCAACAGCUUCCCUGGCGUCGCCCAGGUCGUGUCCCUGCACCUGCAGCGCUGCAAGAUCGUUGAGGUGGAGGGCGGAGCUUUCAGUGGGAUGAAGGGACUGAUCUACCUGUACCUGUCCGAGAAUGACCUUACUUCCCUCAGCCCUGAUGCAUUCAAAGGACUCCCUCAGCUGACUUACCUCCACCUUGAGAAGAACCGCUUCACCACCUUCCCAAAAGGAGCCUUCAAGCUGCUGCCGGGCCUGCUGGCGCUUCAUUUGGAGAACAAUUCUAUCACUAAGCUGGAGCCAGACAUCUUAAGAGGAGCUGAGGGUCUCAGAGCCCUUUACCUCACCGGGAAUGCCAUCGAUCACAUAUCAUCCAGGUCUCUGGACCAGGCCAGUGACCUCGAUACGAUCCAUCUAGGAGGAAACAAGCUGAAGGAUGUGCCCACCGAAGCACUUAGCAAGGCUGGGAACCUCAGAGACCUGAGGCUGUCUGGGAAUCCAAUUCGUUGGGUGGGUCCACAUGCUUUUCGAGCUUUGGACAGAUCACUGAAGGAACUGUAUCUGGAUAACAUGGGACUGGAGAAGAUGUCACAGAACUCCCUGGCAGGCCUCGGUCCAGGGUUGAGGAGUCUCUUUCUGGAGGGCAACCAGCUGGAGGAGGUACCUGACUUCCACCCGCUCUCCUCUUUGGAGGUAAUCAACCUGGCCAACAACCCUCUGAUGUGUGACUGCCCUCUGCUGCCUCUCCGCAUGUGGAUUGAGAAAGUCAACCUGAAGGUACGAGCCACCUGUGCCAACCCGCCUGAGCUGAGGGGUCGCAAAGUCAAAGACGUACACGUUUUCAGGUCUUGUCCCGGAGGAGAAAACCUCCCCUUUGCCCCGACUGUCACCCCGAAGCCCGCCAAGGCACCCAAGGCAACAAAACCCAAACCAAUGCACCUCAAUGCCUAUCGGCAGGUCAAAAUGCUCAAAGCCAGAUCAAAACUUCGCAGGGGUCCAAACACGAAACCGGCAGCCGCCAGAAGAACCACCAACAGACGCAGCAUGGCAUGA